AUGAAAGCCCAUAAACUCCUCUCUCUGGGAUGCAUCUUCUUGCUCCUGCUCUAUUUUCAUGAGACCUGGGCUCAAUUCCCAAGACAGUGUGCCACUGUUGAGGCCUUGAGAAAUGGUGUGUGUUGCCCAGACCUAUCCCCACUGUCUGGGCCUGGGACUGACCGCUGUGGCUCCUCAUCGGGACGGGGCAGGUGUGAGGCAGUGACGGCAGACUCCCGGCCCCACAGUCACCAUUACCCCCAUGAUGGCAGAGAUGAUCGGGAGGCUUGGCCCACACGGUUCUUCAACAGGACAUGCGUCUGCAAUGGCAAUUUCUCAGGACACAACUGUGGGACUUGCCGUCCUGGAUGGAGAGGAGCUGCCUGUGACCAGAGGGCUCUCACAGUCAGGAGAAACCUUCUGGACUUAAGUGCCGAGGAGAAGAACCACUUCGUGCAGGCCUUAGAUAUGGCGAAGCGCACAAUUCACCCUCAAUUUGUCAUUGCGUCCAGGAGAUCAGAAGAAAUACUGGGGCCCGAUGGCAGCACGCCACAAUUUGAGAACAUUUCCAUUUAUAACUACUUUGUUUGGACACACUAUUACUCAGUCAAAAAGACUUUCCUUGGGCCAGGACAGGAAAGUUUUGGUGACGUGGAUUUCUCUCACGAAGGACCAGCUUUUCUCACGUGGCACAGGUAUCACCUCCUGCAGCUGGAGAGAGACAUGCAGGAAAUGUUGCAUGAUCCUUCGUUCUCCCUUCCUUACUGGAAUUUUGCAACUGGGAAGAACAUCUGUGACAUUUGCACCGAUGACCUGAUGGGAUCAAGGAGCAACUUUGAUCCCACUCUUAUCAGCCUGAAUUCUGUCUUUUCUCAAUGGCGAGUUGUCUGCGAAUCCUUGGAGGAUUAUGAUACCCUGGGAACCCUUUGUAAUAGUACCGAGGGUGGGCCAAUUAGGAGAAAUCCAGCUGGGAAUGUGGCGAGACCAAUGGUGCAACGUCUUCCUGAACCACAGGAUGUCGCUCAGUGCUUGGAAGUUGGUUUAUUCGACACCCCUCCUUUUUAUUCCAAUUCUACAAACAGUUUCCGAAACACAGUGGAAGGUUACAGCGAUCCCACAGGAAAGUAUGACCCUGCUAUUCGAAGCCUUCACAAUCUGGCUCACCUAUUUCUGAAUGGAACAGGGGGACAAACUCAUUUAUCUCCAAAUGAUCCUAUAUUUGUCCUCCUACAUACUUUCACUGAUGCAGUCUUUGAUGAAUGGCUGAGGAGAUAUAAUGCUGAUGUAACCACAUUUCCAUUGGAAAAUGCCCCUAUUGGGCAUAAUAGACAAUACAAUAUGGUGCCAUUCUGGCCUCCAGUUACCAACAUAGAAAUGUUUGUUACUGCUCCAGACAAUCUGGGAUAUACUUAUGAAGUUCAAUGGCCAAGUCGGAAUCUUAGUAUUACUGAGAUUGUUACCAUAGCAGUAGUUGCCACUUUAUUAUUGGUUGCAGUCAUUUUUGCGGCUGCUUCUUGCCUGAUUCGUGCCAGAAGCAACAUGGAUGAAGCAAAUCAGCCUCUUCUCACUGAUCAGUAUCAACACUAUGAUGAAGACUAUGAAAAAAUGCAGAAUCCGAAUCAGUCUAUGGUCUGA
Molecule: messenger RNA, 1614 nt
Organism: Ailuropoda melanoleuca (giant panda)
Lineage: Eukaryota; Metazoa; Chordata; Mammalia; Carnivora; Ursidae
Gene: TYRP1
Product: tyrosinase related protein 1
Exons: 7
Coding region: 1-1614 (537 amino acids)
Biological process (GO): melanosome organization; melanocyte differentiation
Cellular component (GO): melanosome
Molecular function (GO): oxidoreductase activity
Source: RefSeq, a predicted model, not a curated record